Mesorhabditis belari is the source of this 291-nucleotide messenger RNA. NCBI's taxonomy places the organism in Eukaryota, Metazoa, Nematoda, Chromadorea, Rhabditida, Rhabditidae. The record is from the annotation of a GenBank genome assembly.
AUGUGGAAGGGCAAACAAGCUGAGAAGAUUAGAAAGCAAUUGUUGAUCGAGUUGAAUUUGGGAAUUGUGAGAAGUCCAUCGGUGAUCAUUCUUGAUGGAAUUGAUCUCAUUGCACCGGCGAAUAAAGAUGAGGAGCACAGAAUGGUUCAAUUGGAAAGGAUCUUUGCAAUGCUUCGUGAUCUCUUGAAACCUCGAAAAUUGGUGCAAAUCGUUUGCUCGGCUCGUUCCCUUCACUCGAUUCAUCCGAUUUUGUUGGGUGAUGGUGGACAACGUUUCUUUGGGUACACCAUU